CAUUAACAGCAUUAACACCGAAUCAGUAAUUAUAAUAACAAUAUCGUCGAGUUGUAGUAUUGAUCAGAAAUCUGAGAAAAACAAUUUCUUUCAUUAAUUGUAUUCUAAAUGUGAUGACUUGUAAUUAGAUAAUUUUUACCAAUCAGUUGAUUUGCUUUUUUUUGAAUCAUAAUGGUUAACCCAUCAAUCGUUAAUCACGGAAACGGUAAUCAUAAUGCCGACCGGUGGACUGAAAUGAUGGCCAAAAUGAACGAGAAACCAUUGAUUCCGAUUCGAUCGGUAAUUGGCCUACUAGCGAUUCUAUCAACCGGAUUCGCUUAUGCUGCAAGUGCUAAUUUAAAUUUAAUCAUUGAUCCAAUUGCUCGUGAUGGUAUCAAUUUAACCUCAUCAAAUCAAAAGUUUUCGCAAUUAAAUCAGUCGAAGCCUCGAAUGUUAGAACCAAAGUUUGAUUCGGAUCUACCAGACUACUACUAUUUCUGGAGUUUGAGUGAUCGAUUUGCUAUUAGAACGGCUUAUUACUAUGGUUACCUGCCCGUCAAUAUAAUUUCCGGUCGACUUUGUGAACGGUUCAAUGUGGUUCGAAUCAUGUUAGGUGCUCAUAUUAUUUCAAUGUUAAUGACCCUGUUAACACCAAUCUCGAUUCAUGGGGGAGUUAUUGUCAUUUUUCUGGUUCGUUUUACUCAAGGAAUUUCCCAUGGACCCAUUUUAACGGGAAUCUAUGUUCUGGUCACUCGUUGGUUUCCCAAAAAAGAGCUUGGACUUGUACUAAGUUUAAUUUUCGCUUCAAUAGCCAUUGGUCAAGCAGUGACCAUUCCAUUGUCGGGUUACCUUUGUCAUCCAUUAUCUCAUCGCGGAUCCUCUUGGUCAUCAUGGUCAAUGUCCAAUGACUGGCCUGCCGUUUUUUACAUUAUCGGAGGUCUCAAUGGUACUUUCCUUGUAUUCUGGUGGCUAAUGGUCACUCCUGACCCUUCAAGUCACCGGUGGAUCUCUGAGUAUGAGUUGAGGCUCAUUCAACGAGAAUCAAGUUCUAAUCAACGUCGAAAGAUAGUUAAAGUUAAUUGGUAUAAACUGUGGUCAUCUAAAAAGAUAUGGUCAGUAUUUAUUGCCCAAGGUUCUUGGAGUAUUGGUUACAUUCUGGUCACUUCAUAUUUACCAAUUUAUCUUCAAUUUGUUUGGUCAUUUUCCAAUGGUACUAAUCAAUGGAUCAUAUUUUACCUUCUUAUGUCCAUCGUUGUAACUCUGGUCAUCUCAGGUCCACUUUCCGAUUGGAUUAUAAUCAAGAAAAUUGUUCACGUUUCAAUUACUCGUAAAAUCUUUGAAACUUGUUCUCUUCUCAUUCCUGCCAUUUGUUUUAUUGUGAUUACAUUUCUUUCCCAUGAUACAACAUCGAUACUUAUCAUUUUGACCUUCAGCAUGUUAGCACUUGGCCUCAGAGCGGGAGGUGAUAUUCCCCUUAUAUCAGAAAUGUCACCAGAUUUAGUGGGAACUGUUUUCGGCAUUGCCAACACAGCGUCAACGGCAAGUGGCCUUUCAGUUCCAAUCAUCGUUUACGCAAUUCUUGGUUCAAAGGAAACUGAUGACUUCCGUUGGAAUAUGAUCUUCAUCGUAAUUGGAUGUAUCAUGAUACUUGGCUGGUUCUAUUUUAUUAUUUUCGCUUCUUCGACACCACAACCCUGGGGAAUAGCACCUAAUAGAUCACAAUCGAUAGCAACUGUUGUCUCGAUCGAAAUGCCGGAAGUUUCUCGAUUUAGAUUAUGGUUUGAAAGGAGAAAACAGCGAAUGUCACAAGCAGCAUUAGUCUUUAAAUACUAAUCUGCCAAUUUAUCGAAUAACUUAAGAUACUAAAUUGAAAAAAAAAAUUCGCAAAAAAAAAAGAUUCUAAUAAAAGUUCUAAUGAUCCCAACAGAAAAAGAAUAAAUUUUAUUAUAUUA
Molecule: messenger RNA, 1931 nt
Organism: Panonychus citri (citrus red mite)
Lineage: Eukaryota; Metazoa; Arthropoda; Arachnida; Trombidiformes; Tetranychidae
Product: sialin-like
Exons: 5
Coding region: 172-1812 (546 amino acids)
Biological process (GO): monoatomic anion transport; transmembrane transport
Molecular function (GO): transmembrane transporter activity
Source: RefSeq, a predicted model, not a curated record